Messenger RNA from Etheostoma spectabile (orangethroat darter), 1944 nucleotides. RefSeq names its product RCC1 and BTB domain-containing protein 1. Gene Ontology annotation, molecular function: protein binding. The transcript is spliced from 14 exons. The coding region runs from base 96 to 1877 and encodes 593 amino acids. Lineage: Eukaryota; Metazoa; Chordata; Actinopteri; Perciformes; Percidae. The record is from RefSeq and is a predicted model, not a curated record.
ACGAAAAACUGGCCAAUCGAUACAGGGUAAGCACAGACAGCUCUACUGUUGACACCACACCAGCGGGGAGACGUCCAGUCGGUCGACUCGUUGUCAUGGAGCGAUGCUUUAGUGUCAGCAGAGAUGGUUCUGGUCUUUGCUCCCCACCUCCUCCAGCAUCACCUCCUCCUUGUCCUCACGUCCUCCAUUCUCCUCGUCAGCCCCCUCCCAUUCCUCCCUCCUUCUCCCCAUCAGUCCUGACUACUCCUCCUCGACAAGGAAGGCUAAGUCUUGCGGGAGCCAUGGUGGACGUCAGUAAGUGGCCCCUGUUCUCUCUGCUGAGCGCUGAGGAACUAGCCACAGUCCGACAGGCCUGUGUCUUUGGAACCUCUGCUAAUGAAGCCAUCUACAUCACACAUGGCAAUGAGGUAUUUGUGAUUGGUUUGAACAGCAGCAGCUGCCUUGGUACAGGAGACAGUCUGAGCACCGUUGUGCCAAAGAAACUGGACUUCCUGCAGGGAAAGAAGGUAGUUAGCCUGAGCUAUGGAAGCGGGCCUCAUGUCCUACUGACCACCGAGGAUGGACAGCUGUUUGCUUGGGGGCACAAUGGCUACAGUCAACUGGGGAAUGGGAAUACCAACCAGGGACUGUCACCGUUGCUGGUCACCGCCAACCUACAGAACAAGAAAGUGAGAGAAGUGGCGUGUGGCUCACAUCACUCUAUGGCCCUCUGUCAUGAUGGAGAGGUCUUUGCUUGGGGUUAUAACAACUGUGGCCAGAUCGGCUCCGGCUCCACGGCCAACCAGCCCUACCCCAGGAGAGUCACCGGCUGCCUGCAGGGGAAGACUGCUGUUGGCAUCACAUGUGGACAGACCUCCUCCAUGGCUCUGAUUGACAACGGAGAGGUUUAUGGCUGGGGCUACAAUGGUAAUGGACAGCUGGGCGUAGGAAACAAUGGAAACCAGCUGACACCUUGUCGCCUUGCUGUACUACAAGGGCUGUGUAUGCAACAGAUUGUAUCAGGCUACAGCCACUGCCUGGCACUAACAGACGAAGGGCUGCUGUAUUCCUGGGGAGCAAACACCUACGGUCAACUGGGAACUGGCAACAAGAACAACCACCUCAGCCCUGUACAAAUCAUGGCUGACAAAGAGAGGAUUGUAGAGGUCGCAGCAUGCCAUUCAACACAUACUUCAGCAGCCAAGACCCAAAGCGGGCAGGUGUACAUGUGGGGUCAGUGUCGGGGUCAGUCCAUCGUCAUUCCACACCUCACACACUUCAGCAACACUGACGACGUCUUCGCCUGCUUCGGCACACCCCCCGUCAUGUGGAGGCUCAUGUCUGUGGAGCAUGAUGGCUUCAUGACUGUUGCGGAGGCUCUGAGGAAAGAGUUUGACAGUCCAGAAACGUCGGAUCUGAAAUUCAGCGUUGACGGGAAAUGCAUUCACGUUCACAAAGCCGUGCUGAAGAUCAGGUGUGAGCAUUUCCGGUCCAUGUUUCGGUCCCAAUGGACGGAGGAUCAGCAGGAGGUGAUCGAGAUCGGCCAGUUCUCCUACCCCGUCUACAGAUCCUUCCUGCAGUUUCUCUACACAGACACCGUGGACCUUCCACCUGAGGACGCCAUCGGCCUGUUGGACCUGGCCACCUCUUACUGUGAAAACCGGCUGAAACGUCUGUGUCAGCAGAUCAUCAAGAGAGGCAUCACUGUCGGAAACGCCUUCACCCUGCUCUCUGCCGCCAUACGAUACGACGCAGAGGACCUGGAAGUGUUUUGUUUUAGGUUUUGUGUAAACCAUCUGACUCAGGUGACUCAGACUGGAGCCUUCUGGCAGGUGGAUGGAGCCAUGCUCAAGGAGUUUAUCAGCAAAGCUAGCCGCUGCGGAGCCUUCAAGAACUAAGAAAUGCCCUUAUAAACUAUAUUCUGACCAAGUGGAUGUGGUUGUGCUGCAACUGUAGCAGCAGAGC